UGCCUAUUGGUUUAUCAAAGGAUUAGCCAUGUUUUGUGCACUUCACAGUCCUCACGGCACCCAACCCGGCUUGAGCUUACCAAUGGAGCCUCCAAUAGCGAUCAUCUGCAGAUGUCGCUGCUUCAACUUCAUGGCCAGCGCUGGUUGAGCUGCAGGCUGGUCUGGAAGCGGCUUGCCAUCCGCGUCGACGAGUUGCUCCGAAACUCGGGCAUUCGGAUUUUGACGAAACCCGUCGAUGAAUCUGACCCAGACUGACCCCUGUUUUCUUGUGACGAUUUGUCCAUAUUCCUGGCUCGAUCUAGCGCCUGGUGACGGACCUUGCUCUUUCUCCAAGUCAACGUCCAUUGUGUUGGUCUGGUCUGGUGGGAAGACUAUAGGCAGACGGCGAAGGAUGCCGAUAUUUGAUCCAAGGGGCUGCUUCGCAGUUCCGAGUGCAGAGACUCUCAAAGGCCAACUAGCAAAAGAGCAACGACAGGAAAUACGACCACUUUAAGAAGCAGGUCCAGCUCCGAAAGAUUACCGUCCAUCAUGAUACAAUCCGCCUCGCGUGCCACCCAUCAACGCUCGAAAAAGCAAGCGCUCGCACAUACUACAAUGAAGCCUUGUCAGCAAGGAAACAGACGAAUAAUGUGCCGGUGAUAGCCAGCGGACGGUGGCGGGCCCACCACGGAUGUGCCGGAACUCGAGAUCGACCACACCGGAAAUCUAGCCUCGUCGGCGACUUUCACACCCUCAAGAAUUUGAGAUGACGUGAAACAUCAAAUACAGGUGAUGGUCACAUGGAAUAUGUCAGGUUCUGAAGCAAAGCAUGAUGAUCCCAUUCUCCUCAACCUUACAAGCUGGAUUCAUGACAAGAACGACUUCGCGAACUGUUCCUUGAUCAGGCGUUUUUGUAAGGGGAGAUGGGUAACGCAACUAAGGCGACCAACACCUCGCCACAUGGAACCUACGUCGAUGAUACCUGGAAGAUUCCAAAAACGCCCCCACACAAAAGUCAUGGUUCUUUUCGACGACUGUCAGCAAAUCCCCCCCACGCGGCAUCUUUGUUCGGCGGUAGGAGGUUGCUACUGCAGAUGUGCUUAUCAGAGAGCCUUUACUCGCUCUCACGCCUCGAGCCCAACCUCGAUACUUUUGCAACAUGUGUUGCGAGGGUUGUUGGUGGGAACAUUGAUCGUCCAGGAUUCAAUGAUCUGGUGGCGUCAUAUUGCGCCGCUGAAGUACUGUAAGCUCGAGAUUGCAAGGUGACAACUUUGAAUUGAGGUUUUGUCCCAGCCGUUGCGACAUACUCGGUCGGCUCUCCUUGACUUUCGUGUCCCCAUGUAGCCGACGGGGUGCCUCACUGACUGGAAAUCAUACGACACGAGCACUGAGUAACCUCAGCGCAUGCCGAAAUGCUGACUUGACACAAGGUACUAGGUAGGUGAUGAUGUUAUCCAUCACAGAACUGGUAGGGAAACAUCAGAAGAUUACACAACACACAUGGCUCCUCUAACAACAUUCCCUUUGAUCUAUCCGCGGAGCCGCUUUGGACUUGGUCAAAUGGUCUGCAGUCUGAUGAUUGUGAUGAAUUGAUAAUCUAUCUCUCAUAGCCCUCGUAAUAUAAUCAAACUUCUUGAG
Messenger RNA from Exophiala oligosperma, 1617 nucleotides. RefSeq lists its product as uncharacterized. The transcript has a single exon. Lineage: Eukaryota; Fungi; Ascomycota; Eurotiomycetes; Chaetothyriales; Herpotrichiellaceae. The coding region runs from base 772 to 1245 and encodes 157 amino acids. The record is from RefSeq and is a predicted model, not a curated record.